This is a messenger RNA of Anthonomus grandis grandis, 1434 nucleotides long. RefSeq lists its product as uncharacterized. Gene Ontology annotation, molecular function: phosphatase binding. The transcript is spliced from 7 exons. The record is from RefSeq and is a predicted model, not a curated record. Gene Ontology annotation, biological process: negative regulation of phosphatase activity. The coding region runs from base 72 to 1391 and encodes 439 amino acids. Lineage: Eukaryota; Metazoa; Arthropoda; Insecta; Coleoptera; Curculionidae.
UGAGUGACAACUACUCAAAGUCUGUUUUUGUUACCGAACUAAAAUACUUAUUUAAAACAAAAAAUAUAAAUAUGGCUUCUCCAAUGAAAUAUGGAAAUUGGGUGUGGGAUGAUAUUAAUAAUAUGGUGCAUUAUCAAUCAAAAGAGGCUUUACAAAAAUCACCUUCGCGAGUAAGUGGCUUGUCGAACGCUACAAUGUCAAUAUCAGGACGAAAAAAUAUUGAUUGCGAAAUAAUGGUUAUGGAUGCAGUUGACAAUUACACUCAGACCAAGUUUAGGAAGCACUUCCAAAGAAAGGUAAAGGUGAUUGAUAUAGCCGUGGCCACUAUUCAAGAUGUGAAGGAUGUAGCUAUAUUCACCAGCAAAGUCGACGACUUAUUUCCGGAAUUUAUUAAGUUUUUCCACACUGAAGCAAUGGACAGAUUUCUGAGAUCGAUGAUAGUUUAUUUUCAAUAUUAUCUUCAGGUUUGGAGUAAAAUGCAAUCAACACGAAAAGAAGCGGCUCGCAAACUGAGGCAACCGAUCGUGACUCUGCUCGAAAACGAAGAGAGGGAUAAUUUGGCAGAUUUAAGAAGUAUGGUAGCUAGGGAUUAUGCUGCCAUUCUAAUGGGGGUCGGAGACGCGAAAAAAUUUCAUCAUAUGAACAAUAAGAAUAACGAUUCAUUAUCCGACAAGGAUAGACGGCUAUUUGAGACUCUUAUUUUUAUGGCGAUCAAGGUGGUUUGGAUUGCGUUGUUUAGAAAGAAUUUACCCCUGAUUGAAAAAGAAACAAACAGGCUUCUAAGAACGAACAACUUUAGUCCGGUUGAACAUUCUGGCGCACCAAUAAUGAGAGAUACACCAGAAGAAAGGCGAGUUUUGGUAGGGAAGGCUUUCAAAAAUGAGAAAAAAUUACUUCACAGAUCUCCGAUAAUUCAACAGAUACUUUUUGAGAAUCAUGAUUACAGACUGCUUUCGAUUGGAAUUAAUAAUAACCCUAUGGCCGAUGCAAGGAUUCGUUAUUUAGAGAUAGCUUACGCCGCCCCAGAAGAGUUAUUAGUAGAAGCUGGGAUUGCUGUUGGUAUUCUAGGCGUCCAAAGAAAAUAUCUCGAUGCUAUGCUUAAACCUUUAGAUAUUUCGACUACUGUAAAAAGGACAAGUCUUAUGAAGAUUGGACAGUUUAAUAUACCACCGAAAUCUGUCAGAUACUCUUUAUUUUCGGAUACCUUAUCGGAAAAUCCCUGUAAGUUCCAAGAGAGCCAGACGACGAAAAACGCUAGAAUAAGCCAGUGUAAGAAAUGGAUCACUUAUCUAGAUAUGGGCGGAGUCAUCGUAAGCGAAUUAGUAGAUAUUGAGUCUAAUAAAACUAUUAGGGCUUCCAUUGCUGCUUCACCUUCAUCGGGGUUUGAUUAAAUUUUUUUGCUCAGUUAACCAAUAAAAUUGAAGUAAAUAUCAA